This is a messenger RNA of Hemibagrus wyckioides, 5711 nucleotides long. RefSeq lists its product as uncharacterized. Gene Ontology annotation, biological process: regulation of transcription by RNA polymerase II. The transcript has 21 exons. Gene Ontology annotation, molecular function: RNA polymerase II cis-regulatory region sequence-specific DNA binding; DNA-binding transcription factor activity, RNA polymerase II-specific. Bases 415 to 5022 code for a protein of 1535 amino acids. NCBI's taxonomy places the organism in Eukaryota, Metazoa, Chordata, Actinopteri, Siluriformes, Bagridae. The record is from RefSeq and is a predicted model, not a curated record.
ACCUCACCACGCUUUUCUGUUACAGAGGAAGGAAACUGACGAAACUGAACGUCGCAGACUCUACUGUAGCUUUAUUCGGAGUUAAAUGAACGGAGUGGGACGGGUCGGCUCGUGGGUACGAUCAUGUGGACGUGGUAGCUCGACUCUGUUGAAAGAUCGUUUUAAACUUUAGGGUUUUUGCCUAAUUAUUCGUCGGUAUUCAUUUUUGACAAUUACCUCCAGAAAAGGAAGCGUGCGCAGAGCGGAUACACGCGCGUCUCUUCCGCACCGGAAACUCUCGAAAAGUUCUACAUUUUUUUUGGGGAGCUUUUUCUUACACUUAAAGAAUCUGUGUUUGGAAAUGCGGCGGUUUUCAUGAAGGACUACCUUUUUCCAUUCUUAAACUGAGUAUAAAGUGAAAACAACCGACGUCCGAUGGCUUCUCAGGGGCCGGGACGCAAAAGAACUCCUAAUAGAAACGCGGUUACUCCAGAGGAAGAUGCCCUGAAUGUUAUAGCACGAGAGGCUGAGGCCCGACUUGCAGCCAAGAGGGCCGCCAGGGCAGAGGCCCGUGAGAUCCGCAUGAAGGAGCUGGAGAGACAACAAAAAGAGAUAUAUCAGGUCCAGAAGAAAUACUACGGACUGGAAAACCUGGACAACAAAUGGGGGGACAUUGAACAGUGGAUGGAGGACAGUGAGCGGUAUACACGCCACUCACAGAGACAUGUUUCGGUGUCAGAUGAUGAAGAAUGUAUGUCGUUGGGGAGCAGGAGCAAUGUACGGUUGGAUUUGGAUUCAGUUGGUGCACAGACUGGGUUAUCCCAUACAUCUACGUUUAAUUCUCACAAGAACACAAAGAAGAAGAAAAAGAAGACGAAGAACUCUUCUGAUAUUAGUAACGGCUACGACAAUGAUUACAGAACGAAUUCCAGUCGGGGAUCUUUAUAUGAAAGCAGUCUCUGCAGUAGCUCUCUGCGCUCCAAUACUCGUACUUUGUCAGAGUAUAGUGGCCUAUUGGGCUCAAGCUCCAGAGCAUCAUCCAGAGCGAGUUCCAGAUGUGCUAGCCCAGUGGAAAAUAGCAGCAGCUCAGGGGCCAGUUUUUUACGAAAGGCAGCUAGCAGCAGUGGCCUCAGAGACUUGGAUCAUGUGACCAUUCCUGAUCUGCCAAAUUUGGAUGAGGGAUUGGACAGAGAUUUUUUCGAAAAGGGCCCCUCUCGAGCGUCUACUCUAUCCGCCGCCACUCUGACUUCACUGGGCGGGGCUUCCUCACGCAAAGGAAGUGACAGUUCCUCUGUCACUGCAGAUACAGAGACAUCCUUACAGGAUAUUAAGGAAAUUCAUGAACUGAAGGAUCAGAUCCAGGAUGUCGAGGCCAAAUACAUGCAGAGCCUCAAAGAACUCAAGGAUUCUUUGGCACAGAUGGAGGAGAAAUACCGCAAGGCCAUGGUGUCUAAUGCGCAGUUGGAUAAUGAGAAAUCUAAUCUGAUAUAUGAGGUGGAUACUUUGAAAGACUCGCUGAUGGAGCUAGAAGAGCUUCUUGCUGAGACUCGGCGAGAGUGUGAGGAGAAGAGUAAGGAUCUGGAGCGAGAGAAGCAUGCCCACAGUAUACUGCAGUUUCAGUUCAUCGAGCAAAAAGAAACACUGAAGCAAAGUGAAGAGCUGCUGACUGAGAUUCGUCAAUUACACUUCAAACAAGAGGGCUUUGUUAGGGAGAUUUCUGACCUGCAGGAAACUAUUGAAUGGAAGGAUAAGAAAAUUGGGGCCUUAGAGAAGCAGAAAGAGUAUUCUGAUGCCAUUCGAACUGAGCGGGAUGAGCUCAGGGAUGAGGUGGUUCAACUCAAAGACAUUUUAAAGAAACAUGGCAUUGUCCUUGGACCAGACCUGUGCACCAAUGGAGAAGUGGAAGGAAAUGUGAGCAGUGGGUCUGCCUGCACCGAACUGCAGCAUGGGAGCAGUGUAUUAGGCACUCAGGAGUUGCAGCUGUUUAGAGAUGAAAAUGUAGGGGGCUCCAGAGGUGGCCAGUUCCAACACCAACAGGAUUUUGACCAUGAAGUUCAAGAGAAUCACCUGCCUCCAUCUGUCUCUGGCAGUUCUUCUGAAUCUCCUGUAGUAGCACAUUAUAAUAAUGGGGGUUUUGGAAAUGAUUUCAAUAACAGCAUAGCAAAAAUUCAAAACAAUGUUGAAAAACCUCAGGCUGCGUGUGAGGGUAAAGCAGAGGAAAUUUCAAAAGAUAAUGUUAUUAUUGAAGGCAUGAGAACAGAUCAGCAAGAGAUUCCACUGCAUGAUAACAGAAGUGAGACUAUAAAAGAGGAAAAUCAAGAUUUCACAGAAAAACUCCCAUGUGAGAUAGCAGAAAAGGAUGUAGUCCACCUAGAUGAAACUGUAGUUGGAGAUUCUCAGAUCAAAAUGAUUUCUGACAGUUCACCAUCAGCAAAAAUAGACACAGCAUUGAAUUCCCAAAGUGCCAGUGUUUCAGGAAAAAAGAAGAAGAAAAAAAGGAAAAAUAAACAGAAACAAAAGCAGAGCUCCGAUGAAAAAGCAGUUCGUUCAGAAAUUGGGGAUGAGAAUGAAAACCAGCUCGCAGAGAGCAGUUCAGUUCAGACAGUAGAGGAAAACUCAGUAUGUUCAGAAGAAGCACCCAUAAAUGAGAAAGUACCAGAUAACAGGAAUGUUGAUGAAAACAUAGAGCUGAUGCACAAAGAAGCAGAAUCUCUAGAACUACAAAGACCUAAUACCGGCCCUGGAUCAAUCAGUAAUCAGACUGAUUGCAUGAGCAGCGCCGAUUUUUUCCGAACUGCGGACUCCGUAAAGGAAAUUAAGAUUGACGUCCCUGCUUACGACGAUCCGCUGGAAAGAACUACUGAAGAGUUAAAUGCCUCUAUUGGCAAAUACAAAAUCUUAAGCAACAAUGGUGAUGCUGAGCUGAAAGACAUUGUUGCCGUCUGUGCUGAUUUUCCUGAAUCUGGUUUUGAGGUAAGACCUGAGAAAGAGGAAACUGACACUACCUCAGAUGUAGUGGAAAUGGAAACAGUUGAUGGGAUGAUUCACCUUGAUAAAACAUACGCCCUUGCCGAAACAUCCACAGUCACGCAGCUGGAUGACGCUGUAAUUACAAAUGAAGUAUCCGAAGAGGGGCAAGAAAUAGCCACAGACACACAGCUGGAUGAUGCUUUAGUUACAGAUGAAAUGCAUGAAGAGGGGCAAGAAACAUCCACAGUCGCACAGCUGGAUGACGCUGUAAUUACAAAUGAAGUAUCUGAAGAGGGGCAAGUAAUAUCCACAGUCACACAGCUGGAUGACGCUGUAAUUACAAAUGAAGUAUCCGAAGAGGGGCAAGUAAUAUCCACAGUCACACAGCUGGAUGACGCUGUAAUUACAAAUGAAGUAUCCAAAGAGGGGCAAGUAAUAUCCACAGUCACACAGCUGGAUGAUGCUUUAGUUACAGAUAAAGUACACAAACUGGAGCAGGAUACUUCCACAGUCACACAGCUGGAUGACGCUGUAAUUACAAAUGAAGUAUCUGAAGAGGGGCAAGAAACAUCCACAGUCACACAGCUGGAUGAUGCUUUAGUUACAGAUAAAGUACCUGAAUUGGAGCAGGAUUCUUCCACAGUCACACAGCUGGAUGGCGUUUUAGUUACAGAUGAAGUGCCUGAACAGGGGCAAGAAAUAUCCACAGACACACAGCUGGAUGAUGCUUUAGUUACAGAUGAAAUACCUGAAGAGAGUCAAGAAAUAUCCACAGUCACACAGCUAGAUGAUGCUUUAGUUACAGAUGAAAUGCAUGAAGAGGGGCAAGAAACAUCCACAGUCACACAGCUGGAUGACGCUGUAAUUACAAAUGAAGUAUCCGAAGAGGGGCAAGAAAUAUCCACGGUCACACAGCUGGAUGAUGCUUUAGUUACAGAUAAAGUACCCGAAUUGGAGCAGGAUACUUCCACAGUCACACAGCUGGAUGGUGUUUUAGUUACAGAUAAAAUACCUGAAGAGAGGCAAGAAAUAUCCACAGUCACACAGCUGGAUGGUGUUUUAGUUACAGAUAAAAUACCUGAAGAGAGGCAAGAAAUUUCCACAGUCACACAGCUGGAUGGUGUUUUAGUUACAGAUGAAGUGCCUGAAGAGGAGCUCGAAACAUCUGCAGUUACACAGCUGAAUGAGGCUGUAGUUGCAGAUAAAGUACCUGAAAAGGAGCAAGAAACAUCUGCAGUCAAACAGCUGGAUGAUGGUUUAGUUACAGCUGAAGUACCUGAAGAGGAGCAAGAAACAUAUAAAGAGACACAGCUGGAUGACACUGUAGUUACAGAUGAAGCACCCAAAUUGGAGCAAGAAACAUCCACAGGCACACAGCUGGAUGACGUUUUAUUUACAGCUGAAGUGCCUGAAGUGGAGCUAGAAACAUCUGCAGUUACACAGCUGAAUGAGGCUGUAGUUGCAAAUAAAGUAGCUGAAAAGGAGCAAGAAACAUCUGCAGUCAAACAGCUGGAUGAUGGUUUAGUUACAGCUGAAGUACCUGAAGAGAAGCAAGAAUCACAGGAACCAACACAAAUAGAUCAGGAAUUCAAAGUAGAACAGGAUGAAGGUGAGGUAGAGUAUGGAGAAUCUUUUGAGUGUCAUCAAGAACACAAUAACAUUCCUGACCACAAGGUACAGACAGAUGAACAGAAUGUCUCAGCAGAGAUAGCGGGUGUAACUGCAGAGCAGAUAGCCACAACAGGGGGAAAUCAGAACGAAAGUCAGCAACACUCUUUAACAGGAUAUGAGGAACAAGGACCUGAAGGCUGCGAAGAAACGGGGCAUUUUGAGCACAGUGAAAGAGCCAAGCAGGAAACAAGUCCUAACGAUCUGCUUCCUGAGACACGAGAGUUAGAUGAGGUGGCUGAUGAUGUUGUUCUGCAAGAAGCAGGUCAGAAUAUGAGAGAGCAGGAAGUCAGUGAAGUCAAAGAGGGUACGUCUGAAACAAACAAGGAGGAUGCAAAAAGUGGCUCCAAAAAGGAAAGCAAGAAAGGGAAGGGGAAGAGUAAAGAGGACUGCAAAAUGUCCUAAUGCUGUGCCAAAGAAAAAGUGUGUCGCAAAAGUAAAUGUCUUAAAAUGUCUUGGAGCCCAACUAAAGUGCACUUCAAUGAAAAUUUGUUUGAAAAGUUUCUUCUACUGAGUCAUUUCAUGAAUGCAGAAAAAUCACACAAUGAGUAUUUAUUAAAUCGAGACCAAAAUUAUAUUUAAGAAAGGAAUAAUCUUGCCUUUGAACUUUGAACUCUUGUUGCACUUAUCUUAAAACACCGCGCAUUUCAUCCUUUAAGUGUUCUGCUGUAUGAUCGGUGUGUAAGAUUCCUAUAUCAGGAGUGUGUGAGAUGUAGACAUUUCUAAAAAAAAUGUCAGAUUGCAGGUUGAAAUGACUUGGAGUUCAAUGGUUUGUUUACUUUGCACUGUAGUUCACACAAUGUUUUGUCUCUAAAGAUUUAGCAUUUUGCUUUUUGCCUUUUCGUACACAAUGCAAUAAAAAUAAGGAUUUUUGCAGGAUUGCUUUUAGGGACUUUUGGCUUUUCACAUUAUACUGAUUUGUAUGUGCCAUAUUGAAAUAAAAGCUUCCUAAUGAAAUGUCCCUUAGAGAAUUUAACAUUCCAUUCACCGAGAUCACUUUUCAGUCUGAAACAUUCUGUAAGCAAUGUCAAAAGUCUUGCGAGAUUGUAUUGCCAUGAUGAAAGACCUUUAAAAUAAAGUAUUAUUAAUUUAAA